Messenger RNA from Seriola dumerili (greater amberjack), 2078 nucleotides. It is a transcript of the gene klf11b, whose product is annotated as Kruppel like factor 11. Gene Ontology annotation, biological process: regulation of transcription by RNA polymerase II. Gene Ontology annotation, molecular function: DNA-binding transcription factor activity, RNA polymerase II-specific; RNA polymerase II cis-regulatory region sequence-specific DNA binding. NCBI's taxonomy places the organism in Eukaryota, Metazoa, Chordata, Actinopteri, Carangiformes, Carangidae. The coding region runs from base 144 to 1742 and encodes 532 amino acids. The transcript has 4 exons. The record is from RefSeq and is a predicted model, not a curated record.
AGCUGAGAGAAAAGGCAGCCAGUCAGAGAAAAAAACCACCUCAACCAUACCACAGUACAGGCAGCAGCACUGGCAACCGCCGUCUCUUUGUUCUAUACUGGCUUUGACAACAGAAAAGUGUUAUUUAAAUAUUUUAUUCCUCAAUGCCAUCGCGAAAAUUCACGGAGAUGGACUCACACGGGACUGAGUACAUGGAUCAUUGUCGGUCCUACGCAAAGAGAAGGCGGCAUGACAGCGAACAGUCUGCCUCCAGUGGAACCAAUGGCCUGGAGUACACGGACCUGGAGGCAGCUGAAGCGCUAGUGUGUAUGAGCUCUUGGGGCCAGGGCCUCUUCCUCAGCAGCAACAGGCCAACCCCCUGCAAGCCCAGACCGCUCACCCCGGCUUCGGACUCUUGCGACUCCCUCCUGCCGCCAGAAAUUCCAGAGCCCCCAAAGGACUUUGUGUCUCUCUCCUCUCUGUGUAUGACUCCCCCUCACAGCCCCAGCUUUGUUGAGACUUCAACAUCCAGCACUGGCCUCCAGUCAAGCUCCAGCCUGGCUGUGUCUACAAAGCCCUGUGGGUCCGGACUCCAUCAACCUGCCCAGGCACCCAUUACUGAAAAGGCCCCUUCUCUCCCCCCUCCAUCACAGUCCUGCAGAGCCAUGGUGACCAGCGUCAUCCGCCACACCGCAGACAGCACCCCCUGCCAACACAACAUUCCAGUAGCCCCCAAUUCAGAGAAAACUAGAGACUCGGUAAUGGCUACAAUGGUCUGCCAGCAGCAACAACUGCAACAGCAGCAGCAGCAACACAUGACAAAGACUGAGCAUAUAAUAACACAUCCAUCUCCUCCUGCUCCUCUCACACAGUUAAAGACAGAACAGCAGCCCAGUCCCUCAAAAUCCUGUUUGGACAAUGUCCCCACCCCAACUCUUCUCAAUACUCAACCGCAAAACAGCCCACUCCCUCCCUCUGUUCCUGCAACCCUGUCCCCACCUCCAGUCACCAGCCCUCAAAUCAUAUGCCAGAUGUUCCCUGUCAGCAGCCAAUCAGGGAUAAUAUCAGCCUUCAUCCCCAGCGCGGUUCAGACAUCCAGUAGUGGAAUUCGGACUGCCACCACACCCAUCCUCCCCCAGCCCACCUCAGCUAACACCACCCCUGUCCAGCAGUCCCUCAUCGUAGGCUCAGCAGUGCCACAGGGCACGGUGAUGCUGGUUCUCCCUCAGUCCUCAGUCUCUCAGGCCCCUCACUGCUCUCAGACUGUCAUGACCCUGGGCAACACCAAGCUGCUACCUCUGGCCCCGGCGCCUGUGUAUGUGCCAGCGGGGCCCAGCAGCAGCACCGCAGCCACAAAAAUGGACUUUUCCCGCAGGAGAAACUAUGUCUGCAACUUUCCAGGCUGCAGGAAGACAUACUUCAAGAGCUCACACCUCAAGGCUCACCUUCGAACACACACAGGUGAGAAGCCUUUCAGCUGCAGCUGGGACGGCUGUGAUAAGAGGUUUGCCCGCUCUGACGAGCUCUCCCGUCACCGGCGAACACACACUGGGGAAAAAAAAUUUGUCUGUCCCGUGUGUGACCGGCGCUUCAUGCGCAGUGAUCACCUCACCAAACAUGCACGACGCCACAUGACCACAAAGAAAAUUCCUUCUUGGCAGGCUGAUGUUAGGAGCUUGAACAAAAUGGCUGCUGGCAAAACACCUCCCUCAAAACCUGGCCUUGCCACACUAAGCAUGCUGGUACCUGCCAGUUCAAAGUAGACAAUGAACACUGCCACCCUACCCACUCCCAAGAUGCCACAGGGAUAUAGGGAGCAGCCAAGCACACAAUGUUGCUGCUCUUUUACUCAUGGGAAUGAAAAAAAAAAACACAUGCACUGGACUCUUUAUUUCCUCUCUACUGCUCAUUUGUAUGUGUAUUUUUCUCUAAAGGAUUCUUAUGUUUACUUUGAUAUAAGUGAUGCACCCUUGCCAAAGCCUAUGUAUGAAGUUUGUCUUAUACAUUUCACUUUCUCCACCCCUCCCACAACACUUUUUCUUUAUUGUGUUAAUAUAUAUAUAUAUAUAUAUAUAUAUAUAUAUAUAUAUAUAUGUGUC